This is a messenger RNA of Diaporthe amygdali, 843 nucleotides long. RefSeq lists its product as uncharacterized. The transcript has a single exon. Lineage: Eukaryota; Fungi; Ascomycota; Sordariomycetes; Diaporthales; Diaporthaceae. Bases 1 to 843 code for a protein of 280 amino acids. The record is from RefSeq and is a predicted model, not a curated record.
AUGCAAGUUGAGAUCAAAGCCCUGGGAUCAAAGGCAGUAGCCGAGGCAUGCCGUCAAGAGCCGGCAGUGCAAGUUCCUCGAGUACUGCGCAAGACUAAACACGGCUUCAUCAUGAGCUGGGCUGGCGAGGUAGACCUAUUGAGUGCCUACAAGGAUAAGACAAGGUACUCGUCCUCGUUGGACGUAGGAGCCAUCGGCACGCAUCUGGGGAAUUGGCUGGCGUGUCUACAUCUUGCUGGGAUAGACGACCAAGAUGGUUGGGAUUCUCUACACAACGAAGACGUAGCCAAGUAUGGAGACAGAGAGGAAUACGUGAUCCGCACCGCCAUGGGUAAGACCGAUUAUAGCUCAGAGCAGGUCGAAGGCGUGUUAAGGACCUUGCGAAAGCCCGGCCGUGUGCAGACACUGACACCUUGGGACUUUCGGCCGAUGAACACACUACUGCGGGUGAAAGAAGGUGAGGGAGACGCAGCGGUGCACGAUCUCACAAUUGUGGACUGGGAGUUCUGCCACUAUGGUGAGCCUUCCAAUGACCUUCGGUUGUGGGUGGCUGAGGCGAUGGUCCUAGAGGUCAAGCAUGGCGAGCGAGGGCUUCUUUCGUCCUUUUUGAAGGCGUACAAGGACAAGGCGGGUGCUGUUAUUAUUGAUGAGGAUUUUGUGUGCAAAGUGGCUGUUGCUGUUGGGACAUUUCUGCUGCUCUUCAUGCCUGCGAAGAUAUGGGACUGCACAGAGGAGGACAGGGAGCCAUGGACGGAAACAGCUAUUCAAUAUGUUAAAGCUGGGGCGGAGCGUAAUAUGGCUUGGUUGAGCCAGAGUGUUCUAAAACCCUUGCUAGAUAGGUGA